Molecule: messenger RNA, 468 nt
Organism: Cryptosporidium ubiquitum
Lineage: Eukaryota; Apicomplexa; Conoidasida; Eucoccidiorida; Cryptosporidiidae
Product: ubiquitin-conjugating enzyme E2
Exons: 3
Coding region: 1-468 (155 amino acids)
Source: RefSeq, a predicted model, not a curated record
AUGAGUGCAUGUAAAAGUCGACUCAUUAUUGAGUUAAAAGAUUCUAGUAGAAACAAAGAUACCGAUAUUAAAUUAUUCCCAUCAGAAAAUGAUUUAAUGUAUUGGAAUGCCGAAAUAGCAGGGCCAAAUGAAACCCCAUAUGAAGGAUUUAUUUUUAAAGUUGCCAUCACUGUUUCACCACAAUAUCCGAUAUUGCCCCCAUCUGUGAAGUUUGUAACACCGAUUUUUCAUCCAAACGUCAACUUUUUAACUGAAAUUUGUAUAGACAUUAUUAAGGAUAACUGGACACCAGCAUGGACAUUACACGCUGUUUGUAGAGCAAUUAUAUCUAUUUUAUGCGAGCCAAAUCCGAACAGCCCAUUAAAUUGUGAUGCAGGGAAUAUUUUGAGAUGCGGAGAUAAAAAAGGAUUCAAUAAUAUGGCAAGAAUGUAUUCAUUAGAGUAUGCAAGAGAAUAUAACUGUGAAUAA